This is a messenger RNA of Fragaria vesca subsp. vesca, 1971 nucleotides long. RefSeq names its product putative disease resistance protein RGA4-like. The coding region runs from base 1 to 1971 and encodes 656 amino acids. The record is from RefSeq and is a predicted model, not a curated record. The transcript has 3 exons. Lineage: Eukaryota; Viridiplantae; Streptophyta; Magnoliopsida; Rosales; Rosaceae.
AUGUUCGAGGAAGAUUUCAAUAUGGAAAAGGAUGACUUGAUCCAACUUUGGAUGGCUUUGGGGUUGCUCGAGUCUCCCUCUCACGAAGGAAAUCGAGAAGAAAUGGAGUGCAUAGGAGGCAGUGCAUAUUUUAACACUUUACUGGGGAACUCUCUUUUUCAAGAUGUUACAAGAGAUAAAUAUGGCACCAUUACCCAUUGCAAGAUGCAUGAUCUUGUGCACGAUCUUGCUAAACAUGUGUCGAAAUCAAUGGACUUGACACGGUAUUGCAACAAGAUUCAGCAUGUCCAGCAUAAUCAAUCUUCAUUGCCACAGAGACUUCCAAAUGAAGCCCUUGUUCAGAUCCUGCCUGAAUUUAAAACUCUGCGUGUUUUGAAAUUAUAUGAGGCAAACAUUUCAGAGUUGCCUGAUUCAAUUGGAAAGUUGAAAUACUUGAGAUAUCUGGAUGUUUCCAGAACAGAAAUCAAAGCACUCCCCAAAUCCAUUGGUAAGCUUUAUAACCUGCAGACGUUGAGAAUGCACCGUCUCUUCAAUCUUGAAAGGCUCCCAACGGAACUGCAAAAGUUGAUCAACUUGAGACAUAUUUAUUUUGAUCGAACGAUACAAUUUCCAGUUGGGCUGGGGAAAUUGACUAAUCUUCGAACAUUAACUCGCUUUCCAGUGGGUAAGGAAAUAGGUCGUGGAAUAGAGGAGCUGGCUGGCCUAAGCAAAUUGACAGGUGAAUUGACUAUUUCUUAUUUGGAACAUGUGAAAGACGGAGAAGAAGCAAAGAAAGCAAAUUUGGUGGGGAAGACAAAUAUACGCAAAUUAAGGUUUCAAUGGUCACAACAAGAAGACCAGUCAAGUAGCGACAGUGAUGAGGAUGUACUGGAAGACCAGUCAAGUAGUGACAGUGAUGAGGAUGUACUGGAAGACCAGUCAAGUAGCAACAGGGAUGAGGAUGUACUGGAAGGCCUUCAGCCACAUUCUAAUUUGCAAUUCUUAGAGAUCCACAAAUUCAAGGGUGAGAGAUUUCCAUCAUGGAUAAUGAGCAGGUCGUUUCCAUUAAACAAUUUAAAAGAGAUUGAAUUCGCCAACUGCAACACUUGUGAAAGACUACCAAUGCUUGGCCAUCUUCCUCACCUUGUACAUCUGAGGAUAGAUACGAUGCGGAACCUAAAAUUUGUUGGAUCUGAGUUUUAUGGUUAUGAUAAUGUGGCUAUGAAUGGGGAGACAACAAAGACAUUAUUUCCUGCAUUGAAAACUUUAAGUAUUGUGAAGGCCAACAAACUAAUAGAAUGGAUGGAAGCACCAGUGUUGCCGAAGGUCAGGGUGUUCCCUUGCCUUGAGGAGUUGACUCUGAGAGAUUGUAGGCAAUUACAAAGUGCUCCGAAUCAUUUUCCAUCUCUCCAGAAGCUGGAAAUAGAAUCUGUGGAUAGUGGCAUUCCCAUAGCAAGUAUUCUAAGCACUCAUCUAACCACUCUCACGUAUCUUUAUAUAAGGGAUGUCAAGGGACUUGAUCAUUUGCCGGAAAAGAUGUUAGAAAAUAACAAGAAUCUUGCAUCUUUGGAGAUACUUCACUGUUACGAGCUAACUAAUCUUGCUCCUCAUGAGUUCAAGCACCGUUGCUCAUCUCUUCAGUCGCUGUAUAUUUGUCGGUGUGAUACUCUGAAGUAUUUACCAGAUGGGCUACUCACGCACUCUCUCAAACAGUUGCGUUUGGUGGGUUGCGACAGUUUAGAGUCCAUCCCAGAUAUUACAGAAGAGGCUUUGCCAGAAUGGUUGGGAAACCUUACAACUCUGGAGUACCUCGACAUCGGGGGUUGCGUUAAUAUGAUGUAUCUACCUUCUGUCAAAGCCAUGCAACGCCUCACCAAAUUAAAAAGUAUAUUCAUCUCAGAAUGUCCCCUUCUAAAAGAAAGAUGCAACGAGGAGAGCGGCCCCGAAUGGCCUAAGAUCAGUCAUAUUCCACAAAUCACAGCUUGGUCUUAA